AUGCGCUUUCGGGUGCUGCUCUGUGGCAGAAAUGGCUUGCAACUUCUCCUUGGCGACAGCGAUGGGCGUAACCGUUCACUCCCGGAGCUAUACGUUCUGCAAACAAGCUAUUCCGUGUUUCUCCCGGUUCUGAUGUUCGGGAUCCCGAUUGUCGUGGACUUCUGGGCGCAGAGCUUACCGAUGCAUCUGCUUCCCGACCACAGCUUUCUGGCGAAGGCAAAGGUCCUAGCAGGCAAGUUCAAAGCCGUCCAAGCGCUCAGCAUGGGGCUCCUGGUCGGCAUCUCCUUGAUUGGCUCGUUCUCUUUCGGUGGCGCGGAGUGGCCGUUUCAUGCUGUCGAUACCAUCGCUGUCGUGGGGGCGGCUUCAACGGUUGGGCUUACGGACCUAGUGGCACAUCAAAUUGUUGGCUGCAUCGACGACGCCCGGGCUAAGUCAUCGUCUCAGUCGGCAAAGGUUUUCUAUGACAAGACGAAGGCCGGGAUCCUUAAGCAGAUUGCGGGCUACUUCGUACUUGCCGGGGCGAACGCUUCCUCGGCAAUCACUUUUACCUACACGGCGACCGGGCGGGCGACUGCGAUCAUCCCCUUCAGCAUUUAUGUACGCGUGAGCCACACCCAAAAAUUUGCGUAG
Molecule: messenger RNA, 630 nt
Organism: Ectocarpus siliculosus
Lineage: Eukaryota; Phaeophyceae; Ectocarpales; Ectocarpaceae
Source: the annotation of a GenBank genome assembly